This is a messenger RNA of Neltuma alba, 450 nucleotides long. RefSeq names its product RING-H2 finger protein ATL14-like. The transcript is spliced from 2 exons. The record is from RefSeq and is a predicted model, not a curated record. Lineage: Eukaryota; Viridiplantae; Streptophyta; Magnoliopsida; Fabales; Fabaceae. The coding region runs from base 1 to 450 and encodes 149 amino acids.
AUGCUCUUCAACUAUCUCAACCUCGCUUACUCCCAUUUCAAAUGGGUUUUAGAGUUCCUUCUCUACCAACCAUUUUACAGCCUCCGUCUUCAUCAUCAUCAACCUCUUCAAGAUCAGUUUCAUAUAUUUACAGAAGAAGAAGUAGAGAGAUGGCGUCCUUGUGAAGGAGGAGAAGGAGAAGGAGAAGUGGAUUGUGCAGUGUGUCUGAGCAAGAUCGGUGAAGGAGAUGAAGUUAGAGUUCUGAGAUGUGAACAUGCUUUCCAUAGAAACUGUUUGAAUCAAUGGGUUGCAUUCAGGAACUUCACUUGUCCUCUUUGUAGGGAUUUUCUGGGUUCUGGGAUUAGGAAUGUUGUUCAUGAUGAUGGAGGAGGAACACAUGUGAUUUUCUUUAAGUUUUCUUCGUUCUCUGGUAAUUCUGAACGUGACAACUGGUGGCUAAGUUCAUCGUAG